AUGCUGUACUCUUUAGCAGGGGGAGGCACGCUCUGUGGAGUGGCUGCACUGGUGCUUCUUAUUGUUUCUACAGCAACGGACUUCUGGAUGCAGUACAGAUACUCGGGAAGCUCAGCCAAUCAGGGACUCUGGAGGUUCUGCAUCAACCACAAGUGCCACGCUCACACAAUCACCGUAGCCUUCUGGGAUGCCACGCGGGCUUUCAUGCUGCUGGCGGUGCUGAGCUGCUUGGCCGGCGUGGUUCUCGGCCUGAGUGCGUUCACUAACGGCACCAAGAACCGGAGGGUCCGUACAGGCGGCAUUGCCCUGGUGCUGUCAGGUUUUCUUGCUUUGCUGGCUCUGGCGAUUUAUACCGGAGUGACUGUCACUUUCUUUGGCAAGCGCUUUUUAGACUGGCGCUUUUCCUGGUCCUACAUCAUUGGCUGGGUGGCCAUCAUUUUGGCUUUUGCUGCAGGUGUGUUUCAGCUCUGUGCUUACCAGCGGACCACUGCAGAGCCUGCUCCCUCCAACAAUCUGGACAGCUGA
This is a messenger RNA of Salarias fasciatus (jewelled blenny), 525 nucleotides long. RefSeq names its product lens intrinsic membrane protein 2.2 (gene lim2.2). The record is from RefSeq and is a predicted model, not a curated record. Lineage: Eukaryota; Metazoa; Chordata; Actinopteri; Blenniiformes; Blenniidae. Gene Ontology annotation, cellular component: plasma membrane. Gene Ontology annotation, molecular function: structural constituent of eye lens. The transcript has 4 exons. The coding region runs from base 1 to 525 and encodes 174 amino acids.